This is a messenger RNA of Diprion similis, 2474 nucleotides long. RefSeq names its product aquaporin AQPAn.G-like. The record is from RefSeq and is a predicted model, not a curated record. Gene Ontology annotation, molecular function: water channel activity. The transcript is spliced from 5 exons. Bases 239 to 1036 code for a protein of 265 amino acids. Gene Ontology annotation, cellular component: plasma membrane. Gene Ontology annotation, biological process: transmembrane transport. Lineage: Eukaryota; Metazoa; Arthropoda; Insecta; Hymenoptera; Diprionidae.
UUAUGUCGGGGUACACAGUACGCAGUUGAGACUCGAGAUCCCCGGAGUUGUGCGACCGCUCCGCGAACCGCAAACCGGCGAGGAAAAGUUGCGAAGAAAAUUCAAACUUCGCGCGGAGAGAACGAUUCGAGCAGAUCAAGCUCUGCCAGUGAUUUAACGUUAUCCGAUUCUUCGUUGUCGCGAAUUUUCUUCACGACUACGGUUCAUCUUCCAGGGACAUCACACAUUUCUCGUCAGGAUGGGAGGAAUAAAAGCCAUUUUGGGAGUGAGCGAACUGACGGACCGUAAAGCUGGGCUUUACAGAGCCUUGUUCGCCGAGUUCCUGGGCACGUUGCUGUUGAACUUUUUUGGCUGUGGUGCCGUGGCCAACAAAAAUGACGUCGUGGCGAUCAGCCUUGCCUUCGGUCUGACAGUCGCCGUUGUGAUCCAGGCUAUCGGGCACAUUUCCGGAGGGCACGUAAAUCCAGCGGUCACCAUUGGUCUCGCCAUCGUUGGAAAGGUUCCCGUAAUCCGAGCAGUCCUCUACGUGAUUGCACAGAGCACCGGUGCAAUAGCUGGAUCGGCGAUCGUCAGGGCGCUGACAUCGGACACCGAGGAAAUGCAGAGUUUCUUGGGAACGGUGGGAGUUAAUCUCCAAGUGAGGGUCGAACAGGCUCUCGGAGUCGAGUUCUUCCUUGGUUUGGUCCUGGUCCUGGUGGUCUGCGGUGCUUGCGACGGAGCAAAGCCCGACAGCAAGGGUAUCGCGCCGAUCAUCAUCGGAUUCGCCGUGACUGUCGGUCAUUUCGUCGGGAUUCCGAGAACUGGGUCUGGAAUGAACCCGGCUAGAGCUCUUGGCAGUGCGGUAGUCAUGGGAAAAUUGGACCACCAAUGGCUGUACUGGGUUGGACCACUUCUUGGAGGAAUCGCUGGAGCUUUGAUCUACGAACACGCGUUGGGACCGGCCGAACAUCCGGAACCACGAAGACAGUAUGAAUUCGCCGUCACAGAGGAAAAAGAGCUGCAGCGACUCAACAAGAAGGGCGCGUCUCCUGCUUGAUCCGGGGCUUAAAACCGGUCUUUGUAACGCCGAAAUUAACCAGCAUGUUGCGCAAUGCAAACCGCCAAUUACUCUUAACCAACAUACCUUGCACACAAUUACGCAAUACGUUGUAUCGUCGCUUCUCAUAUUCUAUUCGUCCAUUUUCUCAUUCGUGGCUCUUCGGCAUCCAAGUCAUGUUACAUACGUAAUACUAGCCGAAAUUUAAACAUAUCGAAAAUGUCAUUAAAAUAAAAAUUCCAAAGAUUACUCCACUUGCAGUGUCUAAUUUGGUAAUAAUCAUUCAUCGUUAGAAUUUUUUUUUUUUAAAUUAUAACCAAAAACCUUUGAAUCCUCGGUGAAGUUAAUUUUCUGAAAUUUACUGAAAAGCUAUUGAACAUUUCGGGUUAUUUCUUUGUUUUUGCAUGUAUUUUGGAAAGAUAAAGAAUACAACAUAUUGAGAAUUAUUUAUAAACACUGUUAUUGAUAAAGAUCACGGUAGAUAACAAAAUGUGUUGAAUUGAAAGUUCAUAUUUUUUCAGAAAAUUUCGUCUAUAAUUUUAAGUCAUUGAUACUAGAUUUCAUGAAUACUAGAUAUCUCAUGAUAUGACCGAAUUUUUAAUUCCUUUCUCAUCACCUAGACUGUCAUCCGUUGCAGGAUGAAAGUCCACCUUAUCGUUCUGUAUCGUAUUGUAAUACAGCUGUUACUUUUUCAUUAACGCCCCAACUGACUUAGUUAAAUAUUAUAGGAAUACGAUUUCGCGACUAUCGAUCUUCGAUCGCGAGAAUAAGGAAGCAUCUAUAAGGUGUACCGUUCACCACAAACUUAAGGUUUGAAGUCCUGGUGCCAAUACAAUUUUCAAAUGUCUAUAAAAAUAUGAACUCGAAAAUUUUUCUAGAGUUAUUCAUUAUUUUAUAAUUACAAAUUUGGAAUGAAAAUAUUUUGUUUGAUCCAAUUUCACCACUCUCGCGUUUUGAAAUGAAAUUAUCUGAUCAUUUCACGUUUAACAGCCAGAAACUUUGUUAAGAGAAAAAAAAAAACGGCGAAAGAAAUUGUAACUUCGGUGAAGUUGAUUAUUUGAGAAUAAAUACUCGGUUGUUGACUGAAUAGGAUAAUCUCACCAUCGCGCAAACAGUCCACUCAGAUAAGUCAAAAGAUAUCAGAGUGAGGAAACUGCCCAGCCUAUUUGAGCUCGGAAAAGUGGAGUAGAGGACUACGUUAUCACAUGGUACGAAACUCAACCCGUGCCAUCGCAUAUUCUCAUAUCAUUUGUGCGUUUAAUUUAUGAUUUAACGAUCACGAGUAUUCUUCUAUUCAUUCAUCAUUCUAACAAUAACGUAAUAUUAAUCUAAAUCAUUGAACAUUGAUGUUACGUAAUUUAAUUGUGUAAAUUUUAUCCGUAUAAGCCUGUACCUAUGUUAUUACUGUGUUCUGUAAUAAAACAUAUUUUAUACAUAA